ACGCUCUUGUUUACAUCCACGUCUCCAGGAAAUACAUCCUACUGGUGUCAAAAAUGAGGCGACAGGACUCUCAAGACUCUCCACUGUUUGGUGAAGAGGACGACAACUUUCAGCUAAAAAAGUCUAAAAUUAGAUACCCCGUGGCGUCGUUCUUUCACCUCUUCUUCCGGACAUGCGCCAUAGUAGUUUAUUUACUGUGUGACGUCUUCAGUGGUCGUUUUAUUGCCUCCAUGGUCUCCAUCAUCCUUCUGCUUUCAUGUGACUUCUGGACUGUCAAGAAUGUAUCUGGCAGAUUGUUGGUGGGCCUUCGGUGGUGGAAUCAGGUGGAUGAAGAUGGAAAAAGCCGCUGGAUGUUUGAGUCAAGGAAGUCCAACAAUACAACCACCACUGCAGAAUCACAGCUCUUCUGGCUUGGACUUAUCAUUUGCCCCAUCUUCUGGGUUAUUUUUGUCUUCAGCGCCGUUUUCUCUUUUAAUAUUAAAUGGCUGCCUGUGGUGAUAAUGGGUUUGGUUUUGCAAUGGGCCAACGUGUACGGUUACAUCAGAUGCAAAGUGGGUGGAAGGUCCAACCUGAAAAACAUGGCAAAGAACUACUUCAGUGGGCAGAUUUUCAAACAGGCAAUGAAGGGAGCUGACACAUCCUGACACUGAGGAGGAUUUCUGAGGACAAAAAGCAGUUUGGUGGGGCUCUCUUCUGGAUGGAUUUAUAAUUAUUACUUGAGAAGGUGGAAGGCUCUUUUUUGCCAUGUAUGUUUCAUAUCAACUGGUGUUGUGACUUCCUGUGGGAUUUAGUUAAAGACAAAUAAAAGUUAAAGCUUUAAUCUUGUUUUCUGGAAAUCAGAAGGUGCGACAUCAUUUAAAUGUAGAAAAGAAGUMAUACUAACAAACUAUGUUCAUGUUGUUUUGAUCAAUCUAUAUUUUUUCACUGAAAACUGACACUCAGAUGUUAAUGAAUGUGAAAAACCUUGAGAUUUAUUUACAUGUUAUUAAUAAAACCUGUUUUGCAACCAGAA
Austrofundulus limnaeus is the source of this 1012-nucleotide messenger RNA. RefSeq names its product Golgi apparatus membrane protein TVP23 homolog B. Gene Ontology annotation, cellular component: Golgi membrane. The record is from RefSeq and is a predicted model, not a curated record. Gene Ontology annotation, biological process: protein secretion; vesicle-mediated transport. NCBI's taxonomy places the organism in Eukaryota, Metazoa, Chordata, Actinopteri, Cyprinodontiformes, Rivulidae.